Molecule: messenger RNA, 1143 nt
Organism: Aspergillus steynii IBT 23096
Lineage: Eukaryota; Fungi; Ascomycota; Eurotiomycetes; Eurotiales; Aspergillaceae
Product: HNH endonuclease signature motif containing protein
Exons: 2
Coding region: 1-1143 (380 amino acids)
Source: RefSeq, a predicted model, not a curated record
AUGUUCCAGCAUCAAGCGUCGGUCGAGUUAUCCUUGAAACCGCUUCGGCGACCGUUCGACGCCAACGCGCCAACUGCGCAGCUCGUCUUCUUCCUGCACCCUGGCUAUGCAGAUAACCAGAAUAUCCUGCUGACGCUGCCGGCGUUCGACUCGGGAGGCAUUCACCAUGGAACGGCGCACACGGCCUGCGCCAUUCUCGCUAACUGUCGCUGGGAUGGUUUCCUAUCGUUGAGUAGAACCGGAGCUAGACUGUCCGCGGGCCCGGACGAUGUGCUUCCACACGGUCGAUACUAUUUCUGCAUCGAGGGCGAGGACCAGUAUCCCGUCGUGCCUACAUUCGAGCACUUCCACUGUCCGGCGUCUCUCCCGCAUCUGUAUUCAUGCGCACCGAUUGUAACGAGCUCCGCGGACGACGCAAUUCGCCGCGACGGAAGCUGCCGGAUUACCGCCAUGUUCCUGUACACGGCUAACCCGGGGCGAGGCCUUGACACGCGAUGCGCCGACAACACCAUCCUGCUGCGUCGCGACUUGCAUAAGCUGUGGGACGACAAUAAGUUUGUGAUUGUGCCUAAACGUGGAAAGUGGGUGGUCCAUGUAAUGUGGAAUUCUUCGGUGGUCGACAUCCAGGAGCGAUAUCAUAACCUUCAGUUGCAGCCGCUGGCUAGCGUGUCGCGACAUUUCUUUCUGUGCCGGUUUGCCCUUACGGUAUUCUUUAAUAGCCCCUUUCUUGGCCAAAGGGUGACGAGAAAACUGGUUCUCGUAGAUCCCGAGGGCUCGACCGAAUUCCGAGUGCGAGACAUGACCGCGGAUGAAUAUCGGCGGAAAUUCUCGGGAUCUGCGAGGGCGAAUAGUGGGAGCCAGAGUCCCAAGAAGAGGCAAAGAUCCGUUCCAGGAAAUGAAGUCGAUGAUGGCUCUGCACCAGAACAGUCAGAGGAUAGCGAUGAUGGCAAUGUUGAGGAAAGAAGAGGCAGAACUCGAAAACGAAAAUGGGCAACCGAAGCUGCACGCGAUUCCUCUUUCUUUGAGGGUCUCAAGGAUAAGAACCUCGCAGCCACCGGUGAUCCGAGUCCAAGCCUCCGGUGGAAGCGGCGACGACCAUCUGAUGGCAUUGAUCGUCUCCAGACGCCACCGGGGUCGACGUAA